Phyllostomus discolor (pale spear-nosed bat) is the source of this 3287-nucleotide messenger RNA. Its product is annotated as tripartite motif-containing protein 60-like. The record is from RefSeq and is a predicted model, not a curated record. The transcript has 2 exons. Bases 369 to 1790 code for a protein of 473 amino acids. Gene Ontology annotation, molecular function: zinc ion binding; protein binding. Lineage: Eukaryota; Metazoa; Chordata; Mammalia; Chiroptera; Phyllostomidae.
CUCUGUGAAAAACUGAAGCUCAGAGAAGUUAAUUUGACCAAGUGACCAAGUUGGAUGAAAAUUCAGUUCUAUCAGGAAGGCUUCCUUGUCUUGGACUCAAGGCUACAAGAAAGAAGUUAAGCUUGACUUCGCAUCAUUGAGUGGGAAGAGCAGCAGCCCAGCUAACAUGUUCUAAUAUGUAAUAGACUUCAGCUUGUGGUGUGUACUUAGCAACAGCUAAGGGGCAGAGGGAUAAACAAGUUUGUAGGAGCUGAUCAGUUCAUGAGGUCUGGGGGAGGAUAUCCACUGCUUACUGGGUUGUGAGGCUAGAGCCAGGCCUCACUAAAGGACACAUUACCUUACCGGCCACCACCUUUGUUCACAGCUCAAUGGAGUUUCUGACAGCCCUGGCAGACUUUCAAGCAGGAGCUAGCUGUCCCAUCUGUUCAGACUACUUGAAAGACCCAGUGACCAUUAACUGUGGUCAUAACUUCUGUCUCUCCUGCAUUAGUAUGUCAUGGAAGGAUCUAACUGAUACUUUCCCCUGCCCCUUUUGCCGAUUUUGCUGUCUAGAAAAGAAAUUUGCAAGCAACCCCCAGCUGGGCAAUUUGACUGAAAUUGCUAAGCUACUCCAGAUAAGAAGAAGCAAGAGGAAGAGACAAGAAGAGAAGGUUUUAUGUAAAAAGCACAAUCAGGUUUUGACUUUUUUCUGUCAGAAGGACUUAGAGGUUUUAUGUCCACAGUGCAGUUUCUCUGACGAUCACCGGAAACAUUAUGUUUGGCCCAUAGAGAAGGCCGCCCCCUAUCAUCGGCAAAGAUUGGGGUAUUGCCUUGAACCAUGGAAAGAUAGAGUGGAACAAAUUGAAAAGGUGAUAACUAUGCAAACCAGAAAAUCACUGGAACUGAAGAAGAAGGUAGAAAAUAGGAGAGAAGAAAUAAGGUCUGAAUUUGAGCAACUUAUGUUGUUUCUCCAAAGUGAACAAGAAACUGUUCUUCGGCAAUUACAAGAUGAAGAAAUGAAUAUUUUAACAAAACUAAAUGAAAAUAUAGCAAAAUUUUCAGAUCAUGUUUCCACAUUAAAAUAUCUAUUAAAGGAGAUAGACAGCAAAUAUGUGAAGUCAAAACUGGAGUUCCUGACAGAUGUUAAAAGUAUCUACCAUAGAUAUAAAACCUUAAAGGCCCCUGAACCUUUUUCAUUCCAGUUAGAAGAAUAUGUUUACCAUUUUCCUCCACAAUAUUCUGGCCUAAACAAAAUUAUCAAGCAUUUUAAAGUUGAUGUGUUUCUAGAUCCUGAAACAGCACAUCGUAAACUUAUUGUUUCAGAUGAUCGAAAAACUGUACGAUAUGGAAAUAGAAUGCAACACUUACCUCGUAACUCAAAGAGAUUUUAUCUCUGCCCAGUUGUUCUGGGUUCUGAGGGAUAUGAUUCAGGCAGACAGUAUUGGGAGGUAGAAGUGAAAGACAAGACUGAAUGGGCCUUGGGUGUCUGUAAAGACUCCAUUCCCAGAAGAAGAAAGAGUCAGAAUCCUUCGAUUUUAUUAGAGGAUGGGUUGUGGUGUAUCAGGCGAGGCGGUCCAAUUAAUUACGCUGCACUGGGUCCUAAAAAAGUUAAUUUUCUGCCAAAAGUAAUACCUAGUAAGAUUGGCAUAUUUUUAGACUAUGAAUUGGGUGAGAUUUCCUUUUACAACUUGAAUGAUAGAUCUCUUCUUCACGUUUUUAAUGAUUAUUUUACAGGAGCACUUUGGCCCUAUUUCCAUACUGGAACUGACUCAAAACCUCUUAAAAUCUGUACAGUAACAGAGUUUGAAUAAUGAGCUAUUGGGAGACUUGUUUAUCUAUUUACCUUAAUAACACUCUGUAAUGUGCUUUGUCCUUUUUUUUAUUGUCUUUAUCAGUUUUGAUGUAGUACAGUGAAAAAUGAGAUAGUGAUCUCACCAUAUAUACUUAUGUAUGCACACACAAUCAAUAGAUAAUCUUCCCUCUGUUUCUUUUUGAACAUGUACCCUCUCUGUUCAGCUGCCGUCCCUCACCUCAUUGGGAAACUGACCUUUUUUCUCGAAAUCCCUGUGAUUAGUUUUUUUUUUUCCUUAGGCUUACUCUAUUCAAGGAAUCACAUCUCAACAAUAUUGGGGCUUCUAAUCCAUGAACUCAUUUAUUUGGGUCUUCAAAUUCUCUCUGCAAUUUUUGUAGUUUUUAGUAUAUCUGACUUUAACAUUUUGGGGUAGAUUUACCCCUAGUUAGAAUCCAUUGGAUUUUCUGUAGAGGUGCCCAUGCCAUUUGUAAAUAGACUUUCACUUUUUCAUUUACAAUCUAGGUUCUUUUUCUUUCCUUGCUUAUUUGCACUGACUAGGACCUCUAGCACAGGGUUGCUUCUUACUUUGAUUGGGUUUAUCCAUCAUUUUACUGCUCACAUUGACUCAAUUUCUAUACUUUUUUCUGUUGUUACUUUUAUUACCUAACGUUGAUAGUUCUCAGUCUUCACUUAAAAUAAUCUGUUUAAUACUGUCCAUUCAAUAUUACCUAACCAUUUCCCCACUGAUGGGUAUAUAUUCAAGUCAUGUCUAACUUUUGCAAAUAAUGUACAUUGAUUAUAUAUUUAUACUUUUCAAUUGUGGACCAUAAUGAAAAAAAAGACACCUACAUAACCAUGACCCAACACUAACAUCACCUUUGAACUUUGUGCUUCUUCUCAGCCCCAGUCUCUUCUGGGUUCUAUUCAGUUCCCUUCACCAUUCUUAAUUAGGCAUUCCCUUGUUCUAACUUUUUACCAUAUAUCUCUCUAUCCCUAAAUAAUGUUUAGUUCCACAUGUUUUUGAGUUUUACAUAAAAUCAACACUGGAUUAAUCUGUCAGGUAUUUUCCCCCCCCACUCAUGUUCAUGAGAUUCAUCAUGCUUUUGCUUAAGGUUUUAUUUGUUUUCACUCUACUUCUGAUGGAUGCUCAGUUUGAAACUAUGAAAAUUAUACAUCUGGUUUCUUUGUAGAGUGAGUUGCUGGAUCUUCAUCUUUAUUGGAUAAUGCAAUUUUUCACCAAAGUGUUGUGCCACUUUACACUCCUACACAGUGUAUAAAUGUCUUCAUUGCUCUGCACUAACAGUUCCAUUUUAACAAAUUCUUUACUAAUUUGCAAGAUGUUAAAUGUUAUCUCUGGUUAUAAUUAUUUCUAUGAUUUCUAAUAGAGUAUUUCUCCAUAAGUUUAACAAUCAUCCCUGUUUCUUCCCUAUAAAGUACCUGUUCUUUUUUUUUCUUUGUUUUUCUUUUUUUUUUAAUUGUCUUGCUAAGAUCAGCAAUGAACUCAUUUUUUUAAAUU